GGUGUCAGGUUGGAGGUUUUAAAGUUGAUGAAACGUCGAUUUCGCUGCACUUUGGAUGCAGCCUGAACUGCUGUGCUCGUCCAGCACCACUGAUCCAGAAUCUGGUUUCCAGCAUCUGCAGUCAAUUUUUUCCCCCGGUUUUAAUGUUAAAUCAGGCAGUUGGCUCCGCCUACAGUCUAUGGGCAUUGAGUGAGUCUGAAGGAAGCUUUCCUAUGUGUGAUUAUCACUUCUCCUCGUGUUCCCUAUCUUUGUGAGCUGUUUCCUUGUCGUAUGCCACGAACGAUUCAUUUACUAGUUAUGAACAUGCAAGAUCGGUCCAGGACAUAUUCCUCAUGACGAUUCCUCUCCCUGAUAGAGGUUGACGAGAUAUCUUUCCGAGCACGUCAGAGGGAUGGAAAAGUCACAUCCUCAGGCACGUUGUUUCAAAAUGGAGAUUAACAGGAGAUUAUUCUUCACUGCACCAAGGAUGCUGACAAUGUGGUUGCUUUGUUCGCUUUCAAAGGACCGAGUGGGUCUCGCACAGGCUGAUGGGAAUCCAACGUCUUCACACUUACUGAAUGGAAGCCUAGGACAAUCAUUAGCUUUAUCAGUACAUAUUCCAUGGCCAGACCCAGUGAUACUUACUUGGGACUUCAAAAGUUCAUCCACUGGGAGAAAAAUUCAAAUCUGUACCAAAGCCCGAAACAAUCCAGCAGAAUGUAACAAUGACUUUAGAGAGAGGUUCCAAUUAAAUCUCACCGACUACAGUCUGGAAAUACAGACUCUGAUGAAAAGUGACCAAGGAUGGUAUGAAGUUAAUGCAAGAUCAGGACAGGAACUCCAUGUAGAACUGAUGGAAUUGCGGGUUUAUGAGCCUGUAUCAAAGCCAUUGAUACAGGUCACCAGUGCGACUCAUGGUGGGAUCUGUCAUAUUAAUCUGAGCUGUUCAGUGAAAAGAGGCAGCAAUGUGACCUACAGUUGGUGGACAGGAGGAGAAGAGGUUACAGGUGAUGAAUUCCACAAUGUGACCGACGAAGGCAGAAGGUUGAAAAUGUUUGCUUCCUCAAACUCUACCAGUAAAGCUUAUAACUGCACAGUGAGGAAUCCAGUUAGUGAGGAUACGGACAUGAUCAUACUCGAAUCACACUGUGAGCAAGGCAAGAAGCAAGAAGAAAACAAAAAACAACUCCACACUGGCCUAAUCAUUGCUGCCAUUACCAUAUUCACCUGUGGCCUGCUUAUAAUGUUCUGUGUGCGGAAGAAGAAGAAACAUUUCAAACUCAGUGAAGGCAGGACUUGAAUAACUCCUUCAGAUUUCUCCCGCUACAAUGCCAACAUUGAGACAAGAAAAAAAUUGUUUUCCAAUAUAUUGCAGCUUCUCUCCUAUUCAUUUGGUGCUGGCCUGCAAUUCUGAUGCUUUGUCUAAGUUUGUCUUCAAAAUACUCUAUUAACUCUUUUUCGCUAAUGUUGCAUACCACUGUGUUUGUGAAACUUGUUUGUAUUAACUGCCAAUCAUAGAAAACUCUAGCUCUGUGUUUGUGUCUUCUUUGGAACUAACGGAGAUGCAAUGUGUGAAGAGGCCAAUCAAUAUUCCUCCCAGAAAAUCAAUGACUUCAGCAUGCUCUUCCUCCCAAUCUGGGGCAGCGAAGUAUCAUUAUUUGAGCUAUUAGGGGACUAGUUAGCUCAGCUGGCUAGCUGACUGGUUGACCUCUAAUGUAGACUGAUGUCAUACGAAGCUGAGGUCACCCUGAAAGCCCUACAUUUUCAAGCCUCAUCUGAGGCAAUGAUGACCCUCAAUUUAAAUUCACUACCAGUCUUCUCUUUGUAAUUAGAGUUCAGACUAUGGCCCUUUGGGAUUAUGGAAAUGUUUGCCUUUCGCUAGAACUAUCAUUUCAAAAAUCUAUUCAUUCUGUCCAAGUGUUACUUUAUUUUAAUUAAUGGAAGACUUUAAAAUUUCUCAAAAAAGUUUUUUGUUUACAUGAGGCAACUUUGGACCCUCUUUUUAACAACAGCCAAACAUACAGAUGCAUUUCACUAAACAAAUAUAACUGGACACUAUUCACCUGACGACAGCGAAUAAGUGGGUCUACAUGCUAGUAUUACUUGGGAUCUUGAGGUGGCAUAUCAACAUUUGCAUUGUAUUUUCACUGACAACACAAGCACAUUAGGCUAAGAUUAUACAUUGGUUUUGUUGCUAAAAAAAAUACU
This is a messenger RNA of Hemiscyllium ocellatum (epaulette shark), 2187 nucleotides long. RefSeq names its product SLAM family member 9-like. The transcript has 5 exons. NCBI's taxonomy places the organism in Eukaryota, Metazoa, Chordata, Chondrichthyes, Orectolobiformes, Hemiscylliidae. The record is from RefSeq and is a predicted model, not a curated record. The coding region runs from base 392 to 1279 and encodes 295 amino acids.